AUGAGUAGUAAUGCUAAGAAUGUUGAACAGAAUGACAAAAUAGAAGCUUUGGAUAGAUAUCAGCCUGGGACUGGUUCUGAUGAAGAUGAAGAUGCACCAAAUAGUACUGCUAAGAAUGGAUGGAAGUUCAGGGCUGCAGAACAGUUCCUUUGUUUCUGGCAUGAGUACAGGAAUGGGUUGUUAUAUGGCUGGUACCUAUGCAGACUGUUUCAGCUUAAUGAAUUGUUCCUUACAGAGCCUCAAAAGGCUAGGAUUUAUCAUUACUAUGUACCUGUCUUUCUCUGGUGUGAACAGCAGAUUACUGAGCAACAGUCGAAGUUUAAAGAUGGAGAAGAUAUACCUCCUUUAGUGGAUGUCUCUUCCAAAGCAAUCAUCAAUAGAGCUGAAUUGAGUUCUAAUUAUAGGACAUCCAGUGGCUCUGAUAUGACAUUGUCAAGUUCUGAUGACAGUUCCUAAGAGGUUCAGGCUUGCAAAGGACACAACAUUUGGACAAAGGCACUUGAAUAAGUGGAGUCAGUCAUCAAUUUCCUUAUGGAUGGUAAGGACAUAUUUAUUAGGAAAAAAAAAUCUCUUAAUUAGCCUUUAGCUAAAUUCUGAAUUUUGAGAUUUUAGUUUGCAAGUGACACGUAAAUUAAUUUCAAAGUUCCUCAUGCUUUUGUACUC
Glycine soja is the source of this 663-nucleotide messenger RNA. RefSeq lists its product as uncharacterized. The transcript is spliced from 4 exons. Bases 1 to 456 code for a protein of 151 amino acids. NCBI's taxonomy places the organism in Eukaryota, Viridiplantae, Streptophyta, Magnoliopsida, Fabales, Fabaceae. The record is from RefSeq and is a predicted model, not a curated record.